Bacidia gigantensis is the source of this 4395-nucleotide messenger RNA. RefSeq lists its product as uncharacterized. Gene Ontology annotation, molecular function: GTP binding. The transcript is spliced from 5 exons. NCBI's taxonomy places the organism in Eukaryota, Fungi, Ascomycota, Lecanoromycetes, Lecanorales, Ramalinaceae. The record is from RefSeq and is a predicted model, not a curated record. The coding region runs from base 1 to 4395 and encodes 1464 amino acids.
AUGAAUGGGGCGCCGACCCACCGCCCUUUAGCGGAGCUGGGACCCUCUGAGCGCAGACGAAAUUCUCCAAGUUACAGUCAAGCCACGAAGAAGCCAAUGUUCCAAGCCGAUUCAUCACCUUUCGAGACAUCGCCCAGCAACAAUUCUCCUCGCCUCUAUUGGCAGAGUCGAGAUCCUGGUUCCCCGACGAGGAGCAACGCGGAGAAUAGAGAUCCUCGUGACCAUUCGCCUUCGCCGGCCAAGCGAUCUUCCAUCGAAAAUUUAAAGCGUGCAUCUCGUGUAAAGAACAGCAGUAUGUUUGCCCGCGAACAAAAAUUAGAGUAUGACCCUGCUUCAAGCCCCAUGGUAGAGCGACCUCUUGCUUUGGGUAGACCGUUCAGUCCCCAGAUUCAAGGAAAUGCGCUUGGGUGGAAGGACUCGGAUGGUCUGCGGACAGAAAACAAAGGCAGCCCAUUGCGCUCUCAAACGAAGGUUGCGAGCAGAGCGAGCAUGCCGAACCCUAUCAGUGCUUCUAGCAAGGCACAGGGUUCGCCUACAAAGUCAUCACUAUCCAAUAAGACCCAUAAUGCACAGGCGCAAGGCUUCGACCCCGAAAACGGCAUAUGGUCAGACGACGAGGAUUCCAUCAAUGACCGCCAGCUGCCACCAGGCAAGUGUCUUCAUCGGCAUGCGAAGAGCGUGACUUUCGACGUCGCGCCGCCCCAAGUCAAUGAGUACGAACAAGCCACACCAGAUCCCUCUUCCGUAGCGUCCGGAUCUCGAGAAGGCAGCCAUGAUUCAUAUGACAGUGAUGAGGACGAGAGCUUUGAUCGUGGUUCCUCUUUUGGGCCAGAGGACUCUUUUGAUGCGUCACUUGAGGACACGGAGAAAACUCCCGUAGUUUUGCCAGAAGACUGGAGAUUCAUGAGCCCCGAAGUAGCCAAUGAUGACCUUACUGCAUUGGCCGAUGACCCAUUCCAAAUUGGUUCUGGUAGUCCGGCACCUACAGCUUGGCCUUCAUCAGCUGUUGAAGCUCGUGGAUCCCCAACGCGUACAGAUUCUCAGGACUCGAGCGGAGAGCGUCGACCUUUACCGCCGCUGCCUCCUCCAGGUGCAAUAACCGCAAAUCACAAUCGGACAGAUUCUAGUGAAAGCUUCAAUACCGCUAGUGAACGCGCACAUCAUCGGCAACGCUCUGGAAGCUCUCCAUCACGUCCAGCUUCGGUUACCAAAGCCGAGAUUCAAAACAUGAGCGGAUGUUCAAUGCCAAUAGAAGACCGAUUAAAACUCAUGAUGCUUGGUGAAGAUCCGAGUUCGAAGUCUCCUGCUGAUGAGCAGCGAGAGCGUAAACUUAGGCGUGGAUCUCCCACUCGAAGCCCUGGAUGUCAAGCUGGUCAGCAACACGAAGAUUUUCAGGAAGUCGAGACUGAGGAGGACGACGUUGCUGAUCUCGGAGACUAUCAGCUUCCUCCCAAAAUAUCUCGCGAAUCUAUUCUUCGAAAAGUGAAAGCUCAGACUCAAGCUGAAGAAAGCCGUUUGAAGGAAGACAAGUCCUCUUUUGUGCUCAGCUCACGCUUUAGUAAGGACAUCAAAAGCCUAGAUCCUGAUACACCACUUCCAACGACAGAAAUUGUAGAUCAGAACAGUCCUCAGAUCAAACGAGAACCUGACGAAGAAAGCGAAGUUGAUGUAUAUGCAAUUCCUGAUCUUUACAGCGAGCAUCUCCAGGCUGAGUCCUUCAUGAAUGCUAUGGAGAAGCUCGAAGCCGUUAAGCUCGCUCAGGAGGAGAAGCCUCAACAUUCACGGCAUUCCGACAAUGUUGAUGAUGAUGAUGAAAGUCAUUAUUCGGAGGACUUCACUACUCGCGUAGCUCCAGCUGAUGCAGCGCAAAUCGCAGCCGAAUCAGAGCGUGGCUCGUCAACACCAAAAGUCUCCCAAACCCAUCAAGAUACGGUUUGUGAUCAGAAACGCAGCCACAGGAUGUCUCUUCCCCAAUUUGCUGCUCUUCUUGGUAAUGAUGAUUUUGACUUUGGCAUGGAGUCGUUCAUGACAGAGCAUCGACCGUCGCAGCAUGACAUCACGGAACCAGAAGCUGUGUCAUAUAAGUCUGAAGCAGUCCUCGUUUCCUCAGACGAGGGAGAGAUCAAGAGUGCUUCUAUCACUCACACUGAGGUGCAGCGACCAGUGACGCCCGACGCUCAGCUGGAUCCACCCACAUUUCCAGGGCAAGGAAGAAACUCGGACGAUGAGCCAAGAACUCCAGACUCCGUGAUUCGACGUCCUCUUAACGAACAAGCAGCUGAAUCUCCUGGAAUUCCAGAGCCUGUUGCUACUAUCAAGGCUUCGGGAAGCAGGCUCAAGACUCGCCAGUCCGCGACACCUGCUGACAUUCAAGCGAUGGCCGACGUGAGACGACAAGUAAGCGGCGAGGUUCCAGCGGUACCCAAGAUACCUGAGCAGCAGCACGCCAGACCUUCCGUCGUUCCUGAGUGUGAUGAAGCAUUCGCUGAAGCAAGCAGUGAAAGCGUACCAAUGGACAUUAACCGAAGCAAGGACGAUCUGAAGCAACCUAAGCGGAAGAGCAGCCUCGUUACCCUGGAUCUCUGCGUUGAUGAGGCUGAUGAGGGACUCGGCAUAGAAAACGAGUUCGAUCGUUUGCUGGAAGCACAAAAGAAAGGGUAUUUGAUGAGACAAAAUACCAAAGUCAUCGUCGCCAGUAGUGCGUCUCACGAGUCAGCAGCAAAUGCCAACGAUGAAGCCCCGCCCACUGCUCGUGGUACAAGGUCAGCAGGCAAUUCUCCAAGAAAGGCAAGCCAGACUCAACCAUGGACGAGUGAACCAUGGAAUGGUAAGAUUCGCCGUAAAAGUAUUCGAAAAUCUGGGGGAAUCCCUUCCAAGCCGGCUAGUGGGCCUGUGCCUCCGCUGCCGGGUCAGCAAAGCAACGUUGCUAGUGGGUUGGACAGCGUUGCGGAGAAUGAGUCCCUUGAUGCCCCUGAGGAGAUAGGGGAGGAUGGCGAACGCGGCAGGUUAUUUGUGAAGGUAGUCCGAGUCAAGGACUUAGAUCUACCGUUGCCACGAGGCGAGCGUUCCUAUUUCGCAUUGACUCUGGACAAUGGUCUCCACUGCGUUACUACCUCCUGGCUCGAGCUGGGUAAAACGGCACCGAUUGGCCAAGAAUUCGAACUUGUUGUCCUGGACGACUUGGAGUUUCAACUUACCCUGCAAACAAAAAUCGAGGAGCCGCUACCAAAGCCUGUCAUCGAGUCCCCAACUAAAGCAGCCAAAGCCCCGAAGUCGUCUGCUUUCAGUCGGGUUUUUGCAUCGCCGAAGAAGCGUAAAGAAAUGGAGCUUAGACAGCAAGAAGAAGCUCAGAGAGCAGACCGGCAAAGACAACAAGACGCAAUGGCUAACAGACGGUCGACUCAGCCCACAGCAUGGGAGCUUCUCCACAACCUGGUUGCUAAAGAUGGAAGUUUCGCUCGGUCGUAUGUCAGUCUGGAAGACCAUGAGGCUAGUGCUUACGGCAAGGCGUAUACUGUUGAUGUACCCUGCUUUAACGAAUGGGCAACAGAGGAAAUGCACAAUGGUAGCAGCGCAAGGAGUAAACGAGCCGGUGGCACCUUAAGAAAACCUCCAUACCGAAUCGGCAAGCUCGAGCUCCAGAUGUUCUAUGUCCCUAAGCCUAAGGGAGCAAAGGAGGAAGACAUGCCCAAAAGCAUGAAUGCAUGUAUUCGUGAGCUCAAGGAGGCGGAAGCAGCUGGGCCGACUAAAUGGGCGGGCCAUCUCAGUCAACAAGGCGGGGACUGUCCUUAUUGGCGCCGUCGCUACUUUUCCCUGGACGGCUCAAAGUUCACGGCGUACCAUGAAGCAACACGACAGCCACGAGCCACCAUAAAUCUUGCCAAGGCCAGUAAGCUCAUUGACGAUAAGUCGGCUCUGAUGAGAACCGGGAAAGGGAGCCGACGCAAGUCAGCCUUUGCCGAGGAGGAAGAAGGUUACAUGUUCGUCGAAGAAGGCUUCCGCAUGCGAUUUGCUAAUGGCGAGACCAUCGAUUUCUAUGCCGACUCAGCAGCCGACAAGGACAGCUGGAUGAAAGCCCUGUCGGAAGUUGUUGGCAAAGACUUAAAGAAUAAGAAGUGGUCUGAUCUUGUGAUUGAGAGACACCGUGCCGUUGCUUCUCGGGCUCAGCGAGCCAUGAAUGGCAAGAUGCGACCUCCUUCACCAGCCAAGGCUGCGCCUUCAACGACCUCUAAGCCUCUACCUUCGACGCGGUCUGCACCUGCCACACCAGCAAAGAAUUUCGCUCCAAGGCAACCGCCACUGCCAGUACCAGAGAAAAGUCCAAGAAGAAGCGAUGCUGGGUUGGCAAACCGGAGAGCAGAUGCUGGGUCAAAGACAAGAUCCAUGAUUUUCUGA